This is a messenger RNA of Diuraphis noxia (Russian wheat aphid), 1322 nucleotides long. RefSeq names its product alanine--glyoxylate aminotransferase 2-like. The record is from RefSeq and is a predicted model, not a curated record. Lineage: Eukaryota; Metazoa; Arthropoda; Insecta; Hemiptera; Aphididae. Gene Ontology annotation, molecular function: transaminase activity; pyridoxal phosphate binding. Gene Ontology annotation, cellular component: mitochondrion.
UUAAAACGCUCGUGUUCAGAGCUGUAUCUUUUAUUGGUCUGAGUAGUUUGUUUAGGAAACUUCUUAAUAUUUGUCAAUAUUCAACAUAACAAAAUUACGAUGGAAAGUAAAAAGCUCACAUUUACCGAAACAAUCAAUCUACGUAAUAAGUAUGUCGGGAAAUCUUGCGAAUUGUUUUAUAAGAAGAAUCCUUUGAAAAUUGUUCGCGGCCAAGCACAGUAUUUGUACGACCAAGACGGAAGAGAAUACUUGGAUUGCAUCAAUAACGUAGCCCACGUUGGCCACUGUCAUCCGGAUGUGGUGAAAGCGGGCGUAGAACAAAUGCAACAGUUGAACACCAACAGCCGGUUUCUGCACGAUAACUUGGUGGUGUGUGCGGAGAAGCUUGUGUCGAAAAUGCCGGAAUCGCUUUCCGUCUGUUUCUUCGUCAAUUCCGGUUCCGAAGCAAAUGACUUGGCAUUGAGGUUAGCCCGUCAACACACCGGCAACACCGACGUCAUCACACUGGACCAUGCGUACCAUGGUCACUUGACUUCACUAAUUGACAUAUCACCAUACAAACUAAAUUUGCCUGGAGCUCCAAAAAAACCAGAUUACGUGCACAUAGCUCCAGUUCCGGAUGUAUAUAGAGGUAAAAUAAAAGCUGAUGAACAUCCCGACGAAGAUAUGGGCAAAUUGUAUGCUAUGGAAGUUAAAAAAAUUAUUGACGAAAAUGUGAUUGGACAACGCGGUGAACAAGUGUGCGCUUUCAUCGCAGAAAGCUUACAAAGCUGUGGUGGCCAAAUUAUAUUACCACAUAAUUAUCUGCGAGAUGUUUAYACAUAUGUGCGGGAAGCCGGUGGUGUGUGUAUUGCAGAUGAAGUUCAAGUGGGAUUCGGCCGAUCGGGUACGCACUAUUGGGCGUUCCAGAUCGACGGACCGGACGUAUUACCCGACAUUGUGACCAUUGGAAAGCCAAUGGGCAAUGGGCAUCCGGUGGCUGCCGUCAUCACCACGGAAGCCGUGGCCCGCAGCUUCGAAGCCACUGGUAUUCAAUAUUUUAACACGUACGGCGGAAAUCCCGUGUCGUGCGCAAUAGCCAUCGCCGUGAUGUCCGCCGUCGACGAAGAACGGAUGGUGGACAACGCCAAAGACGUGGGCGGGUACCUGCUGUCCGAACUCGAAAACAUGCAACAAAAGUUCCCGGACGUGAUCGGAGACGUACGCGGUGUCGGACUGUUUGUGGGCAUAGAACUGAUAAUAGAUCCGAAAACCAAGACUCCGGCCACGGCGGAAGCCCGAGAUGUCGUGGACAGGUAAAAGCCAAAUGUUGUUUGUYAACG